Messenger RNA from Gracilinanus agilis (Agile Gracile Mouse Opossum), 3513 nucleotides. RefSeq names its product minichromosome maintenance 9 homologous recombination repair factor (gene MCM9). Gene Ontology annotation, molecular function: single-stranded DNA helicase activity; single-stranded DNA binding; ATP binding. Lineage: Eukaryota; Metazoa; Chordata; Mammalia; Didelphimorphia; Didelphidae. Gene Ontology annotation, biological process: double-strand break repair via homologous recombination. The coding region runs from base 1 to 3513 and encodes 1170 amino acids. The record is from RefSeq and is a predicted model, not a curated record. The transcript is spliced from 12 exons. Gene Ontology annotation, cellular component: nucleus; MCM complex.
AUGAUGAAUAAAGAUCAAGUCGCUCUGAUUGGUCAGGUGUUUGAAUCAUAUGUUUCAGAAUUCCAUAAGAAUGAAGUCUUACAGAUCCUGAAAGAAAAAGAUGAAGAUACUCACUAUCCUGUAGUGGUUGAUGCUAUGACUCUUUUUGAGACGAACAUGGAAAUUGGGGAAUAUUUCAAUGCAUUCCCCACUGAGGUACUCCCUAUUUUUGAUAGUGCCUUAAAAAGGGCAGCCCUGACAAUUCUGCAAUCUCUUUCACAACCUGGGGAAUUUUGUAUGAAGCAGAAUCUUCAUGCCAGGAUAUCAGGUCUGCCUGUCUGUCCUGAAUUGAUGAGGGAGCAUAUUCCUAAGACCAAAGAUGUGGGCCACUUUUUAUCUGUCACUGGGACAGUGAUUCGUACCAGUCUGGUCAAGGUCCUGGAGUAUGAACGGGAUUACAUGUGUAAUAAGUGCAAACAUGUUUUUGUGGUUAAAGCUGACUUUGAGCAGCAUUAUACAUUCUGCCGUCCAUCGUCAUGCCCCAACAAAGAAGGCUGCAAUUCCUCUAAAUUCACUUGUCUCUCAGGUUCAUCAUCCUCUCCUACACGUUGUAGAGAUUAUCAAGAAAUAAAAAUUCAGGAACAGGUUCAAAGGCUGUCUGUAGGAAGUAUUCCACGAUCUAUGAAAGUUGUCCUGGAAGAUGACUUAGUAGACAGUUGUAAAUCUGGUGAUGACCUCACCAUUUAUGGGGUAGUGAUGCAGCGGUGGAACCCCUUUCAUCAAGAUGUUCGGUGUGACGCGGAGAUAGUCUUGAAAGCCAAUUAUGUUGAAGUGAAUAAUGAACAGUCCACAGGCAACAUCAUUGAUGAGGAUGUUCGCAAGGAAUUUGAGAGUUUUUGGGAACAUUUCAAGAGCGACCCUUUGGCAGGAAGGAAUGAAAUCCUGGCCAGCUUGUGUCCUCAGGUUUUUGGGAUGUAUCUAGUAAAGCUUGCAGUCGCCAUGGUGCUUGCUGGCGGUGUCCAGAGGACAGAUGCCACUGGAACGAGAGUCAGAGGUGAAUCUCAUCUCUUAUUAGUUGGAGACCCUGGUACAGGGAAAUCUCAGUUUCUCAAAUACGCAGCAAAGAUUACUCCAAGAUCUGUGCUCACCACAGGAAUUGGAUCGACCAGUGCAGGCUUGACAGUGACUGCUGUGAAGGAUUCCGGGGAAUGGAAUUUGGAGGCAGGAGCGUUAGUACUUGCAGAUGGAGGUCUUUGCUGUAUCGAUGAGUUUAAUAGCCUCAAGAAGCAUGAUAGAACGAGUAUCCAUGAAGCAAUGGAGCAACAGACCAUCAGUGUUGCUAAGGCUGGCCUUGUAUGCAAACUGAACACACGAACCACCAUCCUGGCAGCCACCAACCCCAAAGGUCAAUAUGACCCCUGUGAGUCAGUCUCAGUGAAUGUGGCUCUAGGCAACCCGCUCUUGAGCAGAUUUGACUUGAUCUUGGUUUUACUUGACACCAAAAAUGAAGACUGGGAUCGUAUAAUUUCUUCUUUUAUCUUAGAAAAUAAAGGUUGCCCAAGCAAGUCCAAGAAGCUCUGGAGCAUGGAAAAGAUGAAAACCUACUUCUGCCUCAUUAGGAACCUACAACCCAAACUGUCUGAUGUGAGCAACCAGGUUCUUCUCCGUUACUAUCAAAUGCAGCGUCAGAGUGACUGUAGAAAUGCAGCCCGGACCACUAUCCGCCUCCUGGAAAGUUUAAUACGCUUAGCAGAAGCUCAUGCCCGUCUGAUGUUCAGAGAUACAGUGACUCUGGUAGAUGCUAUUACAGUGGUAUCAGUGAUGGAAUCUUCAAUGCAGGGAGGUGCCCUUCUGGGAGGUGUGAAUGCACUCCAUACAUCCUUCCCUGAAAACCCCUUGGAGCAGUACCAAAUGCAGUGUGAAAUGAUUCUGGAAAAGCUGGAGCUGCAGAAUCUGUUGAGUGAGGAACUAAGAAGACUUGAGAGACUAAAGAAUCAAAAUUCAGUCUUGUCACAGCCUGGAGAGAUAGGAGUAGAAACUACUUGUGGAUCUUUGGGAAGUGAUUGGAUGGAAAAACCAGGACACAUACCCCAACCUAACCCUUCUGAACAACAAGAAGCCAACUGUAAUGGACAGACCUCCUCUGUUAGAGAAAACACCAAGAGUGAGGCACACUUCGGAUCCCCAUCAAGUCAGGGGACAAGUGAAAAGAGGACAGAAACCCCAGGUAAUUCUAACCAGAACAGAGAUACCAGCUUGAACUGGUUUGACUCCAUGACAAGUGAGCCCAUAGAUUCCGAAGAUGACUUGACUAUGUCUCCUAUUCCCAAGGUGACCAAGAACAGCAUGGCCUUGACAACACCCAAUAAAAAGUCUCACAAUAAAGGAAAUAGAGGAUCAGACCAAAAAAGCAAAGAACAAACUGGCUGUCAUCCAGUAGUAGCCAAUAAUGCAGCUGUUCCAUCAAAGCUUGAGAGACCUUUUCAUUUUGCUAAAAAGAAACCCAUCCAAUCAGAAACAGUUACUGAGAAAACAACAUCUCCAAAAGGGCCUGACUCAGUUAUUACUCAGCAUGUCCCUAAGAGGAGGCAGAAAUCCCAGGAGUUCUCUAAAAAUGCACCAACCUCCCAGGUUAUUUUGCCCCUUCCUCAUGCUGCAGGAGCUGAGGAAAUGUUAAACUCAAACUCCAGUUUAGCUGUCCCUCAUCCUCCUCACCGUACCUCCUUGCAGAGUAGUCCUCCAGAGGAAAGUCUGGCGUCUGCCAUGAGAAAGAGACACAAAUCUGAGGAGGAGGGAGAAAGCAGUGACCCUCACCAUGAGAGUGAUGACAUUCCAGGGCCCCCAUUGACUAAGCUGGCCAGGUUUACUUUCAAACAUAAAUCAAAGUUGACCCACACUUCUGGAAACAACCACCAUGAUCCUCCUCCUCCUGCCACAUGUAAAACUUCGGUGACGCUUCCUAGGAUUGCCAGCCACAGAACAAAUGAAGGACUACCAAAGGAAGAAGGAAGGUGCUCCAAGAAGGGUUCAGAAAAGCCAGGAUCUAGUUCUGGGAGCAGAAGGUCAAUGGAGCCAAUGCCUAAUGAGACUAGGGAGGUGGCAGAGCAGCCACAAAAGAAAGAAAAGGCAAAAGAAUCGAGCCCAGUCACUCUCACUAAAUCUGGGGUGGAAAACCAGGCUGACCAUCAGCUCUCUGCUGGUAAGAGAGAUAAAAAGGAAGAUUCAUCCAGUCCUAAAAGGAAGAUUCAAGCAUCUACGUUAGCUAAAUUAGCAAGCUUCUCCUUUACCGGCCCUUCUGAAUCCAAAUCAGGGAGCCCACCCCCUCCUGGCAACACCAACUCUAGCGAGGGAGCCCCCAGCCCUCUUUUUACAGGCUCAGCUGGAGCCCUUGGCAGAAGGAAAACAUUUCAAUUGGAGGGGGCUGGAGCUGUUGUUUCAGGAAAAUCUCUCUUCACUUUAACAGAACUAGAUGAUGAUGAUGAUGAUGUGUUAGAUUUUGAUUGGGAAAAAGAAAUGAGAAAGAAUCCCAAAUGA